UAGUGACGUAGGCGGUGGGGGAGCGCUCAGCCAGCCCUGCAGGGCGAGCAGUCCAGCCCUGGGUUCACCGGAGCUUAAGCUUUGCAGCAGGAAAACUUCCAUCUCGCUCUCCUGGCUUUGAUCCUCACUGGACAGCAGACCAGAGGCACUGAAGGGAGGGAGGAUGCGAGAUGACCGGUCCUUUGGCGAGAUGACCGGUCCUUUGGCAACCUGACCAUCGACUUAGCAGAGCCUUCAAAAGCGAGCCAGUGGCUGACUGCACGACCAAGGAGGCGCCGCGCCUCUCGUGGAUGUGUGUGUGUGAGUGAUCCAGCGAGUGUGUGUGCGUGUGAGGGUGUGUGUGUAUGCCUGUGUGCACAUCACAAUUGUGUGUGUGUCUGGGUGAGUGUGCGUGUGCACGCGUGAGUGUGUGUGUAUGUUUGCAUGUGUGUGUGAGUGCUCUUGGCUAUUAUUAUUAUUUUUGGAAGAAACAUCUUUGAAAAUCUGGGGCAGGUUACUGUGCUCCUAGGGUGAUUCUUCUUUUGCAAGAGGAGCUGACCACAGCAAGCUACUAGAGCCAUUUCUCGGCCAGUAAAGAGAUUUUUCCUCCCAGAAGGAGAAGGAUUUUUCUCCCUGCUCUGCAGCCAAGUGAAAGAGAUUAGUCCCUAAACCUGUGAAAUCGACCAGAGCUGUGUGAUUACCAGGGCUUGAGAGAGGACUCGAAAAGAAAAGGAGAAAUAAAUCAGCCUGACAGUUCCUUUGGCCACAUUGGAAGAUGUCAUCUCAAACUAAGUUCAAGAAAGACAAAGAGAUCAUUGCUGAAUAUGAAGCCCAAAUAAAAGAGAUCCGUACGCAGCUGGUGGAGCAGUUCAAAUGUCUGGAGCAGCAAUCAGAGUCGCGACUGCAGCUGCUUCAAGACCUCCAGGAGUUUUUCCGCAGGAAAGCUGAGAUUGAGCUCGAGUACUCCCGCAGCCUGGAGAAGCUGGCUGAGCGCUUCUCCUCCAAAAUCCGCAGCUCCCGGGAGCACCAGUUCAAGAAGGACCAGUACCUCCUCUCACCUGUGAACUGUUGGUAUCUGGUUCUGCAUCAGACCCGGCGGGAGAGCCGAGACCAUGCCACCCUCAAUGACAUCUUCAUGAACAAUGUCAUCGUCCGCCUCUCCCAGAUCAGUGAGGAUGUCAUCAGACUCUUCAAAAAGAGCAAGGAGAUUGGCCUGCAGAUGCAUGAGGAGCUCCUGAAGGUGACCAAUGAGCUCUACACAGUCAUGAAAACCUACCACAUGUACCAUGCGGAGAGCAUCAGUGCAGAAAGCAAGCUGAAGGAGGCCGAGAAGCAGGAGGAGAAGCAGUUCAAUAAGUCUGGAGACCUCAGCAUGAACCUUCUCCGGCAUGAGGACCGGCCCCAGCGCCGCAGCUCUGUGAAGAAGAUUGAGAAGAUGAAGGAGAAGAGGCAGGCCAAGUAUUCUGAGAACAAGCUGAAAUGCACAAAGGCCCGAAAUGACUACUUGCUCAAUCUGGCAGCCACCAAUGCAGCUAUAAGCAAAUACUACAUCCAUGACGUCUCCGAUCUGAUCGAUUGCUGUGAUUUGGGCUUUCAUGCCAGCCUGGCCCGCACCUUCCGGACCUACCUCUCAGCUGAAUAUAACCUGGAGACGUCUCGCCACGAGGGGCUGGACGUCAUCGAGAAUGCAGUGGACAACCUGGAUUCCCGAAGCGACAAACACACAGUCAUGGACAUGUGCAACCAGGUCUUCUGCCCUCCACUCAAGUUUGAGUUCCAGCCCCACAUGGGGGAUGAGGUAUGCCAGGUCAGUGCUCAGCAGCCCGUCCAGACAGAACUGCUCAUGCGGUAUCACCAGCUGCAGUCCAGACUGGCCACCCUCAAGAUAGAGAAUGAGGAGGUUAGGAAAACCCUGGAUGCUACCAUGCAGACCUUGCAGGACAUGCUGACGGUGGAGGACUUUGAUGUCUCCGAUGCCUUCCAACAUAGUCGAUCAACAGAGUCCGUCAAGUCUGCUGCCUCUGAGACCUACAUGAGCAAGAUCAACAUUGCCAAGAGGAGAGCCAACCAGCAGGAAACAGAAAUGUUUUAUUUUACAAAAUUUAAAGAAUAUGUGAAUGGCAGUAACCUCAUCACCAAGCUGCAGGCCAAGCACGAUUUACUCAAGCAGACCCUGGGCGAAGGCUGGAGUGCAGUGAUGCUAUCUCGCUCACCUCAACCUCCACCUCCCGGUUCAAGCGGUUCUUCUUCCUCAGGCUCCCGAGUAGCUGGGAUUACAGGGGAAAGAGCAGAAUGCGGCACCACCAGCAGAAGAGAUGGAAGGCUUAGGCUGCCCCACUUUGCUUGGCUGAGCUGUCCCCCUGCUCCCCACUUUGUGCCCCACCCAGCACUUCAAGGAAGAAGAAAUGCUCGAACCAGGAACCAGGAUUCAGGACAAGCUAUACCACUUGUAGUCGAGAGCUGCAUCCGUUACAUCAAUUUAUAUGGACUCCAGCAGCAGGGGAUCUUCAGAGUGCCAGGAUCUCAGGUGGAAGUCAAUGACAUCAAAAAUUCCUUUGAGAGAGGUGAAGACCCCCUUGUGGACGAUCAAAAUGAACGAGAUAUCAAUUCAGUCGCUGGUGUUUUAAAACUGUAUUUCCGAGGACUGGAAAACCCACUCUUUCCUAAGGAAAGGUUUCAAGAUUUGAUAUCUACUAUUAAACUGGAGAACCCAGCUGAGAGGGUGCACCAGAUCCAACAAAUCCUUGUUACCCUUCCCCGUGUGGUCAUCGUGGUCAUGAGAUACCUCUUUGCUUUCCUCAACCACCUCUCCCAGUAUAGCGACGAGAACAUGAUGGAUCCCUACAACCUGGCCAUCUGCUUCGGGCCUACCCUCAUGCACAUCCCUGAUGGGCAGGACCCUGUGUCCUGCCAGGCACACAUCAAUGAAGUCAUCAAAACCAUCAUCAUCCAUCAUGAAGCCAUCUUCCCCAGCCCCCGGGAGCUAGAGGGACCUGUGUAUGAAAAAUGCAUGGCUGGAGGGGAAGAAUAUUGUGACAGCCCACACAGCGAGCCAGGGACCAUCGAUGAAGUUGACCAUGACAAUGGCACAGAGCCUCAUACCAGCGAUGAAGAAGUGGAGCAGAUUGAGGCAAUCGCCAAGUUUGACUACAUGGGGCGGUCCCCACGUGAGCUGUCCUUCAAGAAAGGGGCCUCGCUGCUCCUGUACCACCGCGCCUCAGAGGACUGGUGGGAGGGCCGGCACAAUGGCGUGGAUGGACUCAUCCCCCAUCAGUACAUAGUUGUACAGGACAUGGAUGAUGCCUUCUCCGACAGCCUGAGCCAGAAGGCUGACAGCGAGGCUAGCAGUGGGCCACUGCUGGAUGACAAGGCCUCUUCCAAAAACGACCUCCAGUCCCCCACGGAGCACAUCUCGGAUUACGGCUUUGGGGGGGUGAUGGGCCGAGUGCGGUUACGAUCUGAUGGAGCGGCCAUCCCCAGACGCCGAAGUGGGGGCGACACACACAGCCCACCCCGGGGCCUGGGCCCCAGCAUAGACACGCCACCCCGGGCUGCUGCCUGCCCCAGCAGCCCCCACAAAAUCCCCCUCAACCGGGGGAGGAUCGAGAGCCCUGAGAAGCGGAGGAUGGCGACGUUCGGGAGCGCUGGCAGCAUCAACUACCCUGACAAGAAGGCGCUCUCUGAAGGGCACUCGAUGAGGUCGACCUGCGGUUCCACCAGGCACAGCAGCCUAGGGGACCACAAGUCCCUGGAAGCUGAGGCCCUGGCAGAAGACAUCGAGAAGACCAUGAGCACAGCUCUGCACGAGUUGCGGGAACUCGAGAGGCAGAACACGGUCAAGCAGGCGCCAGAUGUGGUGCUGGACACCCUGGAGCCCCUGAAGAAUCCCCCAGGCCCCAUCAGCUCGGAGCCCGCCAGUCCCCUUCACACCAUCGUCAUCCGCGACCCUGAUGCCGCCAUGCGCCGCAGCAGCAGCUCCUCCACCGAGAUGAUGACCACCUUCAAGCCAGCCCUGUCCGCCCGCCUGGCGGGCGCCCAGCUGCGCCCACCCCCCAUGCGGCCCGUGCGGCCGGUGGUCCAGCACCGGUCCAGCAGCAGCAGCAGCUCAGGCGUGGGCAGCCCAGCCGUGACGCCCACCGAGAAGAUGUUCCCCAACAGCUCAGCGGACAAGUCAGGCACCAUGUGACCUGCAGGAUGGGCCACCCUGUCAUGGCCCACUGUGGCUCGCCACGGCCCAGGGUGGCCUCGGUGGCUUCCACGUGCUUCCCAGUGACCCUGGCCUUGGAGGGCAGAGGUCAGCCUGGGAGGAUGUGUCUGUGCAGAGCUGAGGUAGGCGCUGGCUGCAGUUCACGUCCAGCCGUGGGAAUCCCACAGACCUCUCGCGUGUCCGCAGACGUCCAGAGGAGUGCCGGAACUCCGGCAGCCCCAACCACAGCAUCUCCUAACAUCGAGGUGACAUGCGACGUGGCUUCUCCCGCAUAUCGUCACUGGAAACUUCCUCUCUCGACAUUCUGUCUACAUACCUAUAUGUGUGUGUAUAUCGAUGUGUGCAUAUAUACACAUGUAUAUGUAUGUAUGUGUCUGUAGGUGUGUGUAUAUAUAUAUAUAUUUAUGCAUCUAUAUACAUAUACUAGAUCUGGACACACACAUACUAAGUGUAUAUAGUAUCUCCUUUUUCUUUUUAUGAAACUUAGAUUUACCUCAGACCCAUGCCACCAAACAUCUCCCACUGAGUUAUUUGGUGGGAUUUGCAGGGACUUUUCUGGGAGAACUUAGAGGCCCAUAGUAACUGCGAAUGAAGCAAUAUAUCACUAACCUGCAGAAAAACACAAACAAAAACAGUCUCCCACUGUCUCCAGAAGUCGUGGCCUUCCAGAACAGUCUGCCCCUCAAGGAAGGGUGGGGCAGGCAGUACCCCUAAGCAGGCUGCUCCCAGAGGUGGGGAACCCUUCAUAGAAAAUCCCCACCCCUGUCCACCCCAGAGACCCUGCCCUUCCACCCGGAGGCCAAAGGCCAACUGUAUCCCCGAAGGCACGGGAGAAAGUUGGCGAGAAGACCCCUGACCACCACAUCCUUGUGUUUGUGUGUAGAGGCAGGGGAUAGUGAGAACCUCAGCCCCAUUGUAGCACAGUAUUACAUGUGGUUGGGAAAAAGGGAAAAAUAAAAAUACAGUGGUGUGAAAUACUUCAAAACCUAGAAACGCUGUAGGAAUAAAUCUGUGGUAACUAUAGAGGUUUAACUUAUAUCAUUUUCAAAAUAUUUAAUUUUUUCUUUUCCUGGUUCUACUAAUUAUACUGUGUCAGAUUUGGAACUAAACAGGCAAGGAGGCUUUGAGUCACAUCGUUUUCAUUUUAAAUCAGGCUGUGACGCACUAUGGCUGGUGCCGUCUUGCAUGAAACGCAUGAGCCGUGAGCGCCCAGUUCAGACUGGGGCCAGGGAGGGACAGUCCUUGGCACUUUCUGUCCUAAAGGACACUGUCAGUUGAGUUAAAACAAGUGGCAUAGCUUCCCUUCCCUUCCCCUUCACCCACUCCCUCCAGAACAUUUAGCGUAGAUGAAAAUGUGGUGAUAGGAAUGGGUGCAUGAUCUUCGUGUGUGACAGCAAGGCCUUUGCCUCUUGGCUGAGCGAAGCCCUUCUGGGUCGCUCUCCUUUGAUUUCUUUGUACCUCCUCUUCUGAUCAGUUCCAGUGAUGAGCUGUUUCUGGAUAAUGAAAUGGCACAGGGUGAAUCUGUGUGUCCUGUGGGCCACUGUUACCCCCUCCUGCCAGACCCAGAGGCUCUUCCCUAUUCUUCCCAAGCUUCCUCUCUCUCUCGGCCACUGAAGUUUGGAAUCAAAAGGCCCAGAGUCUGAGUCCCAGCCCUGAGCACUUAGGAGCCUUGUGACUUAGGGUUUGGCAUUCCACCUCAUUGAGCCUGGCUUUUCUGCUCAUAAAAUAGGAUAAUAAAGGUAAAAUGGCAGUGAGCAAGCUGUGUACACUGGAAAGCACUAAAUCAAUACAAUGCUCUUGUGAUUAUCAUUAGUAAGGUAAGUGUUAAGAUGAGAACCCUCCAGCCCUUCUUUUUGAAACCUCUUAAUGGCAUUUCAGAAGUGAGCAGUGGAAUUUUCCUACCAUCUUAAUAAGAGCCCUGGAUUCCAUCAUUAGCCAUUCUACCUUGUCUGAAGGACUGGACUUGUCACCCCACAGUGAAAAGGAGCAUCAGGAAAGGAACAAAGAAAGGAUCUCAGGGAGAGGCCAGUGUCAAACUUGACUUCCCUUGUUUGGCCUAGAAUGAACCCUUCUCUUUAACUCCUGGAUACGAAAGGCCCUCUGCCUUGGAGCACAGAAAGAUAUUGCCAUUUUACCGCUUCAGAGAGUAAGGCCUUGGGCUGUGCUUUGACCUGCCCAAGAUUUGACAACUGGCUAAGAGCAGAGGCUGUGUCAGGCUCUUAAAGUCAUGUGUUUGCAUGCUCGACGCUAUGCUAGCCAGUCAGGACACAAGACUUCUGAUUUCUACCAGAUCCUAAAUCCAGUAGCCUCCCAGGCAAAAUAUAGCAAUCUCUGCCACAGCUAUCAGAUGAAAGGCAACAAUCGGAGUAGACAAAUCUGUUGCCUGAUAUACAUAACACCAAUCAGACCAUGUGGAUUUUUCUCUGAAUUGACUGCUUUUGUUUUUUUCUUACUGAAAAUGGAUCUGCCUUUCACUGAAUUUUCUGAAGGCAGAGGCUUAGCUGUUUUCUUCAAGCACCUAUUUUUUUUCCAUUGGGAAAUGGCUGAUGAGUUCACAUUUAGGGAUGCGCACACACAGAUGGCAGACGUCUCCCCACUCAUCCAGGCCCAAAUCUGAGCCCUGAUGCAGCCCAAGUGGGAAAAUACUUCCCCGCCCCCUCCCCUGUUCCCAUUUCCUCAUCUGGCACUAUGCAUGUCUCAGUCACCCUCCACAGCACUCAGUCCCAUCAACGUUCACUGAACAUUGGCUUUCUCUUUCUGACUCCUGCCUGUUUUAGUCCACUAUAUAUUGCUGUAUUUGCUUAAAUGCUGGAAAGUAACUGUUAAAAUGUGAAAUUGUAAUUUUUAAAAAGGCUACAAUUAAAUUUUAGCCAAUGCCACUCACCAAAUCUUUGCACCUAGUAGAUAGAUCAAUGUAAAAACAAAUACCAGAAACCUAACUGUACAGUGCGUGUGGGGGAAAUGUAGUAACCUAGUUAGUAGUCUUCAAUAUAACCAGUUGUACAAGGGGAAGUGGUGUGUACCUACUUGUUCAUCACCAUUAUUGAAAACCGUACUGAUCAGUUAGUUGAUAACGGGCAUUUUUAAUUUUUAUUUUUUUGCUUCAUGGAAUGAUUUCUUAACCUUCGACUUAUCCUGAGGUCAAGCCUUUUGUCUUUACGUAUAUCUGAUGUUCAGUCUAUUUUAGGUAUGAACCAGCAAGUUCAUUUAAAACUGACCAAAGACAAUUAAUUCCUGGUCUAGUUUCCUGGGCCUCAUGGCCCAGCUGCCGCUAAAGAGCUUUCUGGAUAAAAUUGAGAACAAGCUGUGCUUCCUACCCCACUCGCCCUGUCCCCUUUUAUUCCCUUUUCCUCUUAAAGAGCUGCUCUGAGCUGUGGGAUUCUACGAAAAAUUCUUGCCUUUCCUUGUUUCAGUGCUAACGAUUUCUCACCUUGAAGCGCCUUUUGAACCCCGGACAGAAUGCACAACUGGAGGGAAUUGUGGGCUUGGGAAUUAGACUUGGGAGUCUUUUCUCUGAAGUCACCAGGCAAGGGGUCAGGAGAGAAAUGGAUUCCCAAGGGAUGAAAGGUUUCUAUUCAAUGAAGAAAUCUGAGUGGGAAGAGACACAGGGAAACUGAGCCAUAUUUUGGCUAUCGGCUGGAACCAGCAGUUCAGAGAUCUGCCUUAUAAACACUUAAAACUGGUUUGUGGUACACAAAGGGGAGCCAGGUGGGAAGGGGCCUUUACGUGGGGCUUUCUUCUCUGCUGGAGUCCCUUGGAGUGCCUUGUUGGGUAUAUUUCUUUGUUGUUCAGGAGGCACGCAUGCGGAGGACUUCUCAUGACCUGGUCGUGAUGUGGCACUCAGUGCAUGUACACAGCUAAUGGAAAAACACAAGGACUCGCGUAACGGUUCUUCCUCUCAGUCUUUCUAUUUCUAACUGUUCACGCAUCCAGAUGGUUCCACAGUAGAGCAAAUGCCUCAUUCUCCUGAGAAACCUGGAAAGAAGAGUGGCUGGCUCACAACCAUGGGGGUGGCCCCUGAUGGGCUGGGAGUGGGGGUGGUGGCAGGGAGGAAAGGCAGAAAGGGGUGAGUUGAGGUGUUGCUGAGCUGAUUUUCUGCUGUGCAGAGCUAAUGCUGACGUUUCAUGUCAACUUCCCCGGUUCUCUGGGGUCUCCUCUCCUCUGAGCAGCCACAUAGAACAUUCCCCACAUAUCCAGAGCUGCCCAGAGGAGCUGAGAGAAAGGACUUUACUGUCAGGUCCAAGCCCUCCUGGCAUUCCUGAGAUUGAUCUGCCAGUGUCCCACUGUCCCUCUGGGUCUGGCCAUGUGGCCAUUGCUGCCCCCUUGUUGACACCUCCUUUCUGUGUGAACUGUCCCCAGCAAAUAACAAAGCUGUUCCUUGAACUAGAACAACCAGAGUGCACUUUUCCUUCCUUAGACGGAAGUAGAUCUUGGCUAGGGUUUCUGCCCAGGCCCUUGUUCCCGGCAGUGUGACUGUUUACAUGGUUUGGCAAUAGGUUUGAUUCUGAUUGCUUCAGAGUGGCUGGUCUAUUUCGUUUCCUUUGGUUUCCUUCCUCCCCAAAUUGUGACAGGAAAAACAAACCAAAACCACCCUAGGAAAUUGCUGGUUGCCUGUCCCCACGUGAUGAUAAAUGUUUCCCUCUUCUGGAUAUCGUUUCUCUACCUUACGACCAAACGCCCGUCCUAUAGAGUGUCUGAUUGGAUCCUCUGUCGCGUAUUCUGAUGGUGCCUGCUGGUUUGACGUGGAGCUAUCCUGUGAAAUAAAACAGCUUAACUUUUCUCAAA
Callithrix jacchus (white-tufted-ear marmoset) is the source of this 8971-nucleotide messenger RNA. RefSeq names its product SLIT-ROBO Rho GTPase activating protein 3 (gene SRGAP3). NCBI's taxonomy places the organism in Eukaryota, Metazoa, Chordata, Mammalia, Primates, Cebidae. Gene Ontology annotation, biological process: signal transduction. Gene Ontology annotation, molecular function: protein binding. The record is from RefSeq and is a predicted model, not a curated record.